AAAGUAAAGAUGGCGGCCUGGCAGAGGUUUUGUGUACUUAUAGUGCUGAUUUUGUUCGCUGCUACCACUGUUAUUACGGCGAAAAUUACCGACCUUCUUUCAUCACACACGUCGAUACUAUCUAGUCCUUCGAUGAGCCAGCAAAGAAGAUUGUUGCAGCCUGUUAAAUCGAAAAAACGUGAUAUCCGGAACUUGUUUCGCAGAGAGGCACCACAGUGCGGGGAUCCACCCAUUGAAAUUACGAACCUCCAAAACGGCAAAAAUCAUUUUGAGUUUACCAAUGAAUCAAAUUACAACAUUGCGUUGACCUGGGCUGGUGUUGAUAAUGAGGCAAUAAUAAUGCUAACAACUUUUGAACUUGGUAUGUUUGUUGGUGCAUCGCAUCUUUGGAGGAGUUCAAAUCAUGGAAAAACUUUUGAACGCAUUUCAGAUAAAAUAAAUCAUGCAUAUGUCAGAAGUAACAAUGGUGUUUUUAAAAGUCCUGUCAAACCAAAUAUGUCAACUCUUUGGAUGUCAACAAAUUUUGGAUUAGGCUGGCAAUCACUGGGAGACGGAGUAGAAGAAUUUAAAUGGGGUACGGCUAUAAGGGAUGAAGAAGUUGUCUAUUUCACACAAAAAGAAGAUGCAUCUGUUACUACAUAUAAUUUGGUGAAAUGCAGUCAAUUAGGGAAAAAGAAAGAAGUAAUUGCCCAAGAUGUAUUCACUUUUGGAGUUGAAGGAAAAUUCCUAUUUGCAUCUAUUGAAGUUGAAAAGGGAACCGAAGAUCGUUUGAUGCACGUAUCACUAGACAGUGGUCAGACCUGGAAUGAAGCACAAAUACCAGCUAUAUCAAAAGAUAGGUUUUACUCCAUUUUAGACAUGUCAGAAGGCAUGGUGUUUUUACAUGUGGAUAAUCCUGAUGACACUGGCCAUGGUAUAAUUUUCACAUCCGAUGGUGAUGGUAUUGUUUUUUCACAGUCAUUAGAGAGACAUCUGUAUCCCAAUCAUGACUCUGUGACUGACUUCUACAAAGUGGAAUCGUUACGUGGUGUGUAUCUCGCAAGUCAAAUUAAUAGCGACUCCAGUAUUCGUUCAAUGAUUACCUUUGACCGAGGAGGAGUCUGGCAAACAAUUCAGAAACCAAGUGGUAUGGCAUGUCCUAGUGGUAGUUCGGAAUGUACAUUGAAUAUUCAUUAUCAAUUCAGUCAAAGCAAAGGAAUCAAUGUGCCUUCAGGACCAUUGAGUGCACCAAAUGCUGUUGGUAUUAUUUUAGCACAUGGUACAUUGAGAGUAUCGUUGUGGGGAUUUGGUGUUGAUGACAGACAAUGGAGAGUGGUUGUUAUAGAUUUCACUGAAUUACUUACUCAGCAAUGUAUUGAACAUGAUUACGUGGAAUGGACGGCACAUGAAUUCAAUGAAAACAAUGGCUGUCUACUGGGCAAAAAAGAAGUUUAUAGACGCCUAAAAAAAUCAUCAUUUUGUCGAAAUGGUUAUGGUUAUGAAAUUAAACAAGCUUCUUCGAAGUGUACUUGUACUAAAGAUGACUAUGAGUGCGAUUAUGGUUUUUUCCGUAAUACUAAUCAAGAGGAGUGUGAAGAAAAUCCUUCAUUAAAAGGAAAAACUUUAGAAGUGUGUAUAGAGGGAGAAGAAGAAGAUCUUGUUACAACAGGAUAUCGUUUGAUACCAGGUGAUGAGUGUAAAGAUGGAUAUGAACCUCCAAGAAAGUUAACAGAUGCAAAAAAAAAAUGCCAAGAAGUUGCUAAAGCAGCGGCGCCAAAAGAACUUAGUUCACAUCCGCACAGGGGUGGCCAUACUGCUGGUAUUGUUAUCGGUCUCUUAUUGCUUAUUGUAAUUGUAAUUGCAGCUGCUGCUUUAUUUGUACUUCGAAAAAAUAAAUAUUUCAGGCACAACAAAAAAGCUGUGUACAGGUAUUCCACACUGAACCAGGUUGAUGAAUUAGAUAAUGAGAUUGACCUAUUAUCUAACGGAGCUAACACAACGAUAUCCUAUCAUGAUGAUUCAGAUGAAGAUAUGUUAGAAUGAUCGGAAAUCAAAUAAGUGGGAAUAUCUACACAGAAAUGAACACACACAGCCGUACAAGUUAGUGAUCACACCAAGGCUCUCAAAACACUGGUAUUCAUUCAUAGUUUGUAAAUUUAAAAAAAUACAUUAUUUAAGUGUUGGAUUUGUGGUACUCAUCAUUACAAAUUGUCAAUGAUUAAAUUUAUUAAUUAUUUGAAUAUUGUUGUACAGGUUUAAUCUUUCUUCAUUGCAAUUUUGUCACUUUUUUCAAAUUAAUUUUCUAUGGGUUCCAUAUCACAAACAGGGCAUGGCGUGACGAUCACCUCCUAAAGCUGUGUAUUUAAAUUGUUGUCCAGUGUGUAGCUUCUUUUAGCCGUAAUGAUUACAGUUACAUUGAAAUAAAAUAGCUUUAUUAUUUUAAAGAGAUAUCAGUGCAUUUGAAGAAAUGAUUACUUUGUUGAAAUCAAUCACAAAACAUGCUUACGCAGUAUAUAUGGGGUUUAUUUUUUAUUUCACUGUCAUAAUGCCUCCCUGUGUAGACAUUUUCUACUUUAAUUAUUCUGAACAGACAGGAAUACAAAACUUGUUUACAGUUUGAGAUAAAGUGCGAUGCAUGUGUAUAUUUUACUUUAUUUUGUCCUCAGUUGUACAUUUGUUGGUUUUAAGUUUUCUACUGUAAGGUAAUAGUAUAUUUACAACUGUGCUAUCUGGGUAUUUCUGAUAUUUAUGAUACUCAAGGUAUAAUGUGAGGGGAGGGGAUGGGAAGGGUAGGGUAGGGGAUACUUUUUUAAUACAUACUUUUUCUUUCUUUUUUUUAUUUAUUAUUGAAAAAACACCUGCUGUGUAACGACUUGUCUUCCAAAUAACUUUAGCCAACAGUUUUAAAAAAAGGUUAACUGCAGGAAAAUGGGGGACUCUUAAAUGUAUAUAUUCUUGGUUGAGGAGGCACCCUUAAGACUUAUUUACAUAAUGUAUGUUGAAUGAAGAUCAAUGUUUUCUAUUUAGGUGCCUUUUUACAUAUACCUAGGUGGCCUUGGCUCAUACAUCUCAGUUUUAUGUAGAAAACUUUACAUUGUAAUAAGCAAUAUUCAGUAACGGGAUAACAUUUGUAUGACCUGUUUUUUUUUCUGAACUUUUGGUAAACUACUGUACAAUCAACACUGUGAUUGUAAUUGAACUUAAUUUAAUUUGAUUUAUAAUAAUAAAUCAAUCUAAUUAAGGUUAAAGGGAGAAAUAAAUUUCUAUAAAUUCUA
Molecule: messenger RNA, 3254 nt
Organism: Saccoglossus kowalevskii
Lineage: Eukaryota; Metazoa; Hemichordata; Enteropneusta; Harrimaniidae
Product: sortilin-like protein receptor
Biological process (GO): vesicle organization; endocytosis; Golgi to endosome transport
Cellular component (GO): Golgi apparatus; membrane
Molecular function (GO): protein binding
Source: RefSeq, marked provisional